Molecule: messenger RNA, 2320 nt
Organism: Apis dorsata (giant honeybee)
Lineage: Eukaryota; Metazoa; Arthropoda; Insecta; Hymenoptera; Apidae
Gene: TORIP
Exons: 3
Biological process (GO): membrane organization
Cellular component (GO): membrane
Molecular function (GO): ATPase activator activity
Source: RefSeq, a predicted model, not a curated record
UCGAUCAUAAUGAAUUUAUUUCAAUUAUAUAAAAUAUAAAAUAUUAUUUCAUAUAAAAUAUGAAAAAAUUUAGUCCAAAUAAUCAAAUAGAACUUUGUAAACCAAAAGUUACUGUUCCUAAAGCACGUCCACCCCUAAGAAGUGAAUGUAAUGUAAGUGAAGAAAUCAAUUCUUUUAAAAAUUCUAAAAAUUUAUUGGUAAAUAUGUACAAAACUAAGCAACAAAAUCAAGAAUUUCGUAGUGUUUCUGAUUUUCAAUAUACUGAUGAUGAUGAUGAUGAUGAUGAUGAUGAUGAUGAUGAUGAUAAUGAUGAUAAUGAUGAUAAGGUUAAUGAUGAUAUUGAAAAAAAUAAUUACAUAUUUUUAAAUAACUCAAAAGAUAUACCAGAAUAUUUCAAUACUUCACAUAAUUCAACAGCAAAUCAAUCUUUUAAUAUUACUCCACAAAAUUCCCCUUCUACAACAAUAUAUAGACGAAAUUAUCAUAAAUUAAAUGCAUGUUCUAAUGUUGAUAAAGAUUCUUUCUCUUAUAAAGAACAAAAGCAAAUUGUAGAAGGGUUUUUUUCAAAUUGUUUCAAAUUGCUUUUGGGUAUUAUUUUAUGCUUUUUAUUUCUUUUUAUGCUCUUAAAUAUUCAAACAAAAUCUCAUAAAAAUUCAGAAACAAUUAUUGAAACAAAAAAAGUAAAUUUAACUGAAAUGAAUAACAUAUUAGAUAAAUCAAUACAAAUAAUUCAGACACGAUUUCAUAAUCAAAAAUCCAACAUUUGGAAUGAUAUAUCAGCUGGAAUAUAUGAUGUAGUUUUAUUUCCAUUAAAACCUUCAAUUAUUAUUUUGUUUGGAAAUGAAACUAGUACUUUGAAUUGCUUAGCUCAAUUACUUGGACAAUUGAGUGGCAAAAUUUUAGGUAGUAAUGAUUAUUUAAUAUUAACAGCAAAAGAUUUUCCAAAUGAUGUUGGACAAACUAUUCAUAAUUUGAAAAUUCAAAUUCUAUUAGAAAAAAAUUUGUUUUAGAUAGUACAAGAUUUAUUAAGCAUAAAUACUGAGGCAUUAAAAGCUUUUCAUAAUUUUUGUGAUAGAGAAAAACCUUUAGUUGAACAUGCUAUAUAUAUAAUAACAGUAAUUGUUGAUGGAUAUAAAUCAUCUCAAAUGGAAUUAGAAUUUAUUGAAAAGCAAAUAUUUAGAAGAUUAUCAAAAUAUAUGGAUAAAGAUAUUUUAGAUCCAUUAAUAACUAGACUUACAGAUGGAAUAAUUGUACCAAUACUUUCAGAAUCAAAUAUAAAUUUCAAUUAUGCAGAUUGUUCUAUUUAAAUAAAUUAUAAUUUCCUAACAAGUAUAAUAUAUAAUAUAUAAUAUAAUUAUUAUAUUGUAAUAAUAAAUAGUAAAAAAUAUUCAUAAUAUAUAGUAUAAAAAUAACAUGUAUAAUUUUGCUAUUGUAGAAUAUUAUAAAUAAUAUAAAUAUUGUUUAUGUAUUAAAACUAAAGAAAAUAAAGAUUUUUGUAUAUUAAUAUUCAACUUUAUUUUAUUACGUCAAAUGACAGUACAGAAAAUCAACAUUUUGAUAGAUAAAGAUUCCAAUGGAUUUGGCGGAUUCUACAAAUUUUCAAAAAAUAUAACAACAAGAUCAAUGCCUCUGGCAUGAUUUCAAUUAUGCUCUUGAAUGACAUGUUUAUGCAGCUUUAAAAUAAAGUACAAUGAAUAAAUUCACUUCAUACAUGUCAUACUGUGAUUGUAUCUUAAUAGUGUAACAUGUCCUCGGUCCUCGUCCACGUAUUGUUAUUCAUGUCUUAAAUUGCCAAUUUACAAUGCGUUUCUCCUGUAUUAUAAAUGGAAUCGCAUUAGUAGAAAAACCAAUUUAUUUCGUUUAUUUCCUAUUAUACUAGAAAAAAAUGUAUUUUUGCAAACUUAUAAACAAAUUUUUUUAACAAUUUUUCUUACAAAAUCGAAUCUGAAAUAAAUUACGAUAAUUAUUUAGUAUCAAAAUUUAGUUGCUUAUAUAAAUGAUACAUUUACAUAUAUAUUUGAGGAAGAUCAAGUAAAUUGAAUGAUAUAUCCAUAAAAACAAAUACUUGUAUAUAAUUUCUUCAACAGUAACGUUUCAAAAUAUUUUGACUAUUAUUUAUCUCAGAAUAGCAUGCGCAACACAAGAUGGUAAAUUUUUUUUCCAAUAUGCUUAUAUCUUAUUUAAUAAGCAUUUUAUAAAUUGGCAACAAAUACUCAUAAGUGUACACUUUGCUAAAAUAUCGUAUUAGCAAAAUGAUCGCUUACGAAUUUCUUAUAAUACAGUCCUCCUCUGUCGUAAUAAUUCAAGUCCGUAACUAAAA